Photinus pyralis (common eastern firefly) is the source of this 3303-nucleotide messenger RNA. Its product is annotated as protein escargot-like. Gene Ontology annotation, molecular function: RNA polymerase II cis-regulatory region sequence-specific DNA binding; DNA-binding transcription factor activity, RNA polymerase II-specific. The transcript is spliced from 2 exons. The record is from RefSeq and is a predicted model, not a curated record. Bases 242 to 1543 code for a protein of 433 amino acids. Gene Ontology annotation, biological process: regulation of DNA-templated transcription. NCBI's taxonomy places the organism in Eukaryota, Metazoa, Arthropoda, Insecta, Coleoptera, Lampyridae.
UAAGGGUGGUCUUUAAAGCCACGAGGGGUCCGUUUAGUUUAGUUUGUUGAUUUCGCUCUUUCGGUGCCUGUCUUCUCCUGUCCUGUCUUCUUACUGCUCGUCCUUCUUGUUCUUCGAGUGCACGUGCGGUAGUGGGAUGCGGGCUUUACUGUGAAUGUUGUAACGCUCCGGAUGAUUGUGGAGUUUGAUUUUUGGAGACCGCCAAGGUGUCGCCGACGUGGUUGUGGGUCGCGAUAGCACCAUGCCACGCUGCCUUAUGGCUAAGAAGUGGAAGGCCUAUCCGUGGCCAGACCGGUCCGAUCCGCCGGAAGAAGAGGAAGAGGAAAUCGACGUAGUUGGCGAUUCUUCCGCCGGCUCAUGCUGGGGACCUUCGAGUCCUACGGCCGGAGCAACAGCACCGAGCCCGCCACCCACUUCGCCGCACGGUACCACUCUUCUUUAUAACGGCUAUCUUCAGGAACUCUCUCCUACAAGCUACACAACUACGUUUAUACAACGCAACGAUCAUCCAAUUAACGUACAAACUCACCAGCCAUCAUACGCAACGUUAAGAACGGUAACCGAAAGCCAAGAUCUACGUGCCGAAUAUAACAUUUCGCCAAUUCCACCGCGUGGCCGAAAAUCGCUCGCGAUGUGUUUCACAAGUACGGGGGCCGCCCUUUCGCUUCCACCCAAGAAAAAAGACAUCUACCGGCCUUAUUCGUUAGACGACAGGCCACCGCCGCCGCGUGUGCCCGCCGAAGAGGACCUGCACGCCGCCCACGCCAUACUCGACCUAAGUGCAUCGACCACGGUAUUUCUACCGCCUCCACCACAGCCCAUGCAAAUCGUCGAGCACCCGCUCGCAGAACGAAUGGACGUCCAAGUCUCCAGCGAGAUGCGUUCGACCCCAUCGCCGACAAAGAUGGACUUUCAAACGAACAAAACGGUCGCCUACACCUACGAGGCGUUCUUCGUGAGCGACGGACGCUCGAAGAAACGCAUCGGCAUAGAGGACCCGGUCGGACUUAGUAAACCGAUCGUGAAUUCCGACAAGCAAAAGUACACUUGUUGCGAAUGCGGUAAGCAGUACGCCACCUCGAGCAAUUUAUCGCGUCACAAACAGACGCACAGAAGUCUCGAUUCGCAGGCGGCCAAAAAGUGCAUAACCUGCGGGAAGGCGUACGUAAGCAUGCCCGCUUUGGCGAUGCACGUCCUCACCCAUAAAUUGCAGCAUAAAUGUGGUGUGUGCGGUAAACAGUUUUCCAGGCCGUGGCUGUUGCAAGGACAUUUGCGUUCUCAUACCGGCGAGAAACCCUACGGAUGCGCCCAUUGCGGUAAGGCCUUCGCCGACCGUUCAAAUUUGCGAGCUCACAUGCAGACGCAUUCGGCCGAUAAGAAUUUCGAAUGUCCGCGUUGCCACAAGUCGUUCGCAUUAAAAUCGUACCUCAAUAAGCAUUUGGAAUCCGCGUGUCUCAAAGACGAAUCUGGCAACGAGCACGAUGAGGGUGGUGGUUCUAGGGUAGUCGAAGGUCCUCUUCCGAUAAGAGUACACGCCGGUUGAGCGUUUCAUUUCCUCCUAGUCAGUCUUGUAGUUGGCAGCCGUGGCACGUCCCGGCAACGUUCCAAACCUCGUCACGCCGCCUAGAUUAGCUAUGAUUUAUUCUGCGCGAACUGGAACCCCUUGUAAAUAUCCCUCCUAGUAAGAUAACACAUCGCAACACGUCCAUUAAAUUAGGCCAUAGUUGUAAGAAACGCUACCUUUAGAACACCACACGGGAAACUAACUAACCAUUGUAAAUAUCGUAACGCCGCCGGCCAGAUUUAAUCGGCACUCUCUCUUUCUAGUCUUCUUUUAAGUUAAUUAAAAACGCGACAUUCCAAAUGUUCAUUGCGAACAAAGCAACGUUUCACAAACAACGAAGUUAUGCAAAUAAUUCCACUAGUGUUAACUUUAGAGUAAGGCCGAUGAGGUACUAACGCAUUUUAGUCUAGUCAAGAUUUUUUCUAGUCCCGGUCACGCAGACGUCCUAGUCUCUUUAUAUAGUCAAUUAUUUUUUGGUUGUUGAAAAUUUUUAGUAGGUUAGGUGUAUGCUUAGACACUAUAUUCAAAAUUGUAUAGUGUAAUUAAAAAGAAAUGGAAUACAAAGUAUAGUUUCGACAGUAUUUUUGCAAAUAUACACAAAAAUUAUAAAAUAAUAUACAAAUUAGAAAUGCAUGAGAAUUCUAGAGUUAAUCGAACUUUUGACGGAGUUUUUAUAGAUAAAUUUAUAGAUGGGGCAUGUGCAAUAGGCUCGAGCGUUGAAAUAGGCGAGUGUGCAUCUAGUCAUUAGCCAAUAUUUUAGCUUAGAUGCCACCGAUCUAACAAGAGUUUGCCGGGUGCCUUAGUCAAUUUGCAACGACUAUCGGCAAAAGAAUACAACGAAUUAUAAGUACAUCGAACGACCUCGAACUCUUGUUGAAUGCCACAAAUGUAGCAUAGAAUAGCUGCACGGUAGGGAUGAGAACAAGUUAGGAGUAGGGGUUAUUUAUUUCAUAUACAUAAUAGUUUAUAUUAAUAUUUCUGGCAAUUUUUCCGGGGGCGAGCGCGCGAAUGCCGCAGCAGGUUGUAGGCGCGAUUCAAAAAGGGUGUAGGUUUCUGCGGCACCGCGAGCUUUGCUCUCAGGAUGCCGGGUAUUCAAAAGCAAUAAGCACAGUAGCGGGUCAAGGGAUAAACCCUUCACCCGAGGAACUAUAGCAAUAUAGAUAAACGAAUAUUUAAGUAAUAAUAAAUAGCCUGUAAGAUCUAGAGACAUCGAUCGGAGAGCGCAACGGAGAUGGCGUUUGAUUUGAAAAAAAUAUACGCGAAACGAAUUCAAUUAAAGGAUAAGUCAAUAAAAGAAAAUUAAACGAAACACAAACGCCGUCCCCUUGUAUAGUACUAUACAUAGAAUGCCUGCCUAUUACUUAUUAUGAUAGCAAUAGCGACAGCAAUAGUUAUACAUCUAUUUAUAAUAAAUAUAAUCAAAGCAAUACCGUAAUAUACUCUAUUUAUCUAGUGCUAGAUAGAGGAAUUUAGACGAACUUAACAUAAAUUCAACGAAAUAGCGCUCUAGCGUGAUAGCACGCUUCGAGUAGCAGCCUUGCCAAAGCUUUGGAGAUAUUUAUAUCCGACAGUUGUAAAAACUCAGAACUUUGGAAAGCGCAAAGCUUGCAAAACCUGUACACUAUUUGCAGUCCAGUAACUGACCACAAUUAUUAUUAUUAUUCCGAUUAUUAUUAUGUAAUAUUAUACAUAGUAAGUUUUGUAUUAUAUUUUCAUAAUAAAUAGCAUUAGAAAAUCUC